Messenger RNA from Zootermopsis nevadensis, 2051 nucleotides. Its product is annotated as cytochrome P450 6k1-like. The record is from RefSeq and is a predicted model, not a curated record. Gene Ontology annotation, molecular function: iron ion binding; monooxygenase activity; heme binding. NCBI's taxonomy places the organism in Eukaryota, Metazoa, Arthropoda, Insecta, Blattodea, Termopsidae.
AAAUAAUUAGUCUUAUCGAGUGGUCAUACGUCACAAGUAUCAUCACAUAUAAACGUUUACGUGCGAUCUUUGUCGAUAGAGUACUGGCGUACCAGAAACUGGGAACCAUUCAAUACCGAGAGAAGUUACUACAAAGUUGGGUGAAUUCUGAAGAACUCUACCCAUCUUCGUAAAUCUUAAAAUGUUGGAGACACUGGACAGAUGGCUUCUGCAGCUGGGGAUUUUCUCCAGUAUUGUACUAGCUGCAUUGUACGUGUACUUCAAAAUAUCUUACUCCUACUGGGAGAAACGUGGUGUUUUCACUUUAAAACCUAAAGCUCCAUUUGGCAACUUCUCAUACUCCUUGCUAUUUGGAAAAAAUCCUGAAUACGAAGUCACCGAAUUCUACAAGGCCUUUGAGGGCCACAGAAUAGGAGGACUGUAUAGAUUCACUAACCCGUCUCUUCUUGUACGGGAUACUGAUAUUAUGAAAGAUAUCCUCGUUAAAGACUUCAAAAACUACUUCGCGCGAGGACUUAAAUUUGAUGAAGAAUCUGAACCACUAAACGGUCAUCUGUUUUCAAUAUCUGGGCCGAAAUGGAGGAACCUGAGAGUGAAAAUGACCCCAAUAUUUACGUCUGGGAAAAUAAAGACGAUGUUUGGGAGCGUGGUCGAAUGUGGCAAGGAACUGCAUACUUCUCUUCAGAAAAUUGUCAGAAACGGAGAAACAAUUGAAGUAAAGGACUUUUUAGCAAGAUACAGUACAGACGUCAUAUCCUUGUGUGCUUUUGGAAUUCAGUGCAACUGUCUGAAAAACCCGAAUGCUGACUUUCGUAACUGGGGAAGAAAAGUAUUUGAACCGCAUUUUAGACAACGACUGACGUCCAUUCUAAACAUUUUGUAUCCUUCAUUAGUUUACACUUUGAAACUGUCCUUCAUUCCAAAGGAUGUGAGCAACUACUUUCGGAAGAUGGUUAAUGAUACUGUGGAAUAUCGCGAAAAAAAUAACGUGGAGAGAAAUGAUUUCAUGCAGCUGAUGAUACAACUCAAAAACAAAACACUGGGUGCAGUAGAAAAUAAUGAUACGAAUUUCCCGGUGAAAGAAACAGACGAACUGAACAGUAACGCACCAUUUGAAGUAACAAUGGAUGUAAUAGCGGCACAAGCUUUUCUGUUCUUUCUCGCCGGCUUCGAGACGUCAUCAACCACAAUGACUUUCUGCCUGUACGAACUGGCGCUGAAUCCAGAUAUCCAGGAGCGACUCCGGGCUGAAAUCGAUACAGUGCUGGGGAAACAUGGAGGAAACAUCACUUACGAAUCCAUCUUCGAGAUGGAAUAUUUGGACAAAGUAGUAAAUGAAACGUUACGAAAAUACCCCCCAGUGACCGUCCUUACCAGGGAGUGUACAAAGCCAAUCAAACUUCGAGGAACUGACGUCACUUUGGAGAAAGGCGUACAAGUGCUGCUACCUAUAUUAGGGCUUCAUCACGAUCCUAAGUACUACCCUGACCCUGAAAGAUUCGACCCUGAGCGCUUCAGUGAAGAAGAGAAGAAGAAUAGACCGCCGUUUAGCUACCUUCCAUUUGGGGAAGGACCGAGGAUCUGCAUAGGAAUGAGAUUCGGGCUAAUUCAGACCAAAGUCGGGCUCAUUAGUAUUAUUUCGAAUUUCGACGUGCAACCUUCCGAGAAGACCCAAGUACCACUCGCAUAUGAUAAAAAUGCGCUUGUACUAACCUCUGCAGGUGGAAUGUGGCUUAAGUUGGUGAACAGGCAAGACAAGUAACUGAAUCAGACAAGAAAUGACACGAGUCACAGAAGAGUUAAUUCAACAUUUAUACAUAUAUGGGAACAUACGAAAUUUUUAUUGGGUUUAAUUUCAGAAACUCUUCCAUAAGCUGUAAGUUGUUUUCAGAACAACGUUUUGUUCAGUUAAAAGUCAAGUAUUUUUAGAAUAAGAGAUCAUACUUAGUAAUUUUCUCGUACAGCUAAUAUAACAUACCAACUGUAACAAAAUGAAUUGUUCAACAUACUCAUGACAAAUAAAUAUCUAAUUAACGAGAAAACUAAAGCAA